This is a messenger RNA of Acanthoscelides obtectus, 414 nucleotides long. NCBI's taxonomy places the organism in Eukaryota, Metazoa, Arthropoda, Insecta, Coleoptera, Chrysomelidae. The record is from the annotation of a GenBank genome assembly.
AUGAGCUCGGGACCUGAUUGUGCCAUUGAAGUCGCAGCGGCAUCUUUGUCGAACCCAGGUACAGUCGUGGAUGUCGUGGAGAUGGUCUUCGUGCUAGAAGACGAGUUGGAUUCCUCGGCCUUUGGGAGGGUAGGCGCGAAGGCUUCUUUUAACCUCUGCUUCUGCGUCGGACUUAGUUCCAAAAGUGAUAACUUCGUGAAUAAUUCUUGGUUUCUUCAGCGUAGAAAUGAAAGAUUCCCAUCUAUCCUCAGGGUUUUCAUGAAUUUCACUAGUGCUCCUGGCAAAUUCGUCCACAACCUCUUCAUCUGUAGAUCUGUCGCUUUCUCUGACUUUCGACACAAUGCGCUCAUCACGUUGAUCAACAUUGUCCAACUUACGGCACUCGUCCAGACCAGCGCAACUCCAGAAAAUUGA